AUGGUACUGGAAGAGGGGGAAAAUGACAAAGAGGCAGCGAAGUUAGCAUUAGAGUAUGUCAGCAGAGUAGAACAAAGUCCAUGUACUGGUGGAACAGAGGAAACACUAGACCUUAUGUUCAAUCAUACAACUUGGAGAGAGUACACCCAACCAGCCAUUCUAACAUCAAACUUCUUGACAUCGGUUAUACUGGAAAACAGUGGUUCUCUCGAUUCAUUGACGGACGAAAUACUUUUCUCUUUAGUAAGAAACAAUGUAAAUGGCCAGUCGAUUAUAUUUGGAUCUGCUAUUGCUGUCGAAGCAGGGUUAUAUACAAAAUAUUCUUCAUUCUGUCCAUAUGCUUACCGCAAAAAUGGAACCGUCUUUGCCCAUGAUAUUUCCUUGUCAUAUAAUUACCUAGACAGCAACACAGAGUGGUAUUAUGUCUUAAAGACAACAAACUGGGAAAAUGCAACCAGAACAAGCUCAAAGAUUAAAUAUAGAUCAGGAGGUAUGUCACUACCAGACCAACAACAUGUUUUACUGACAGCUAAACUGUCAGAUGGUCACUGGACCAAGCCAUACUUCGAUUGUGGGGGAGGUGAUGUUUGGAUGGUAACAUUCUCGUCUCCUAUAUUUUCCUUGAGCGGAGAUGGAGAACCAAAGUUUCAAGGUGUAGCCACCAUUGACAUUGAGCUUACAAAUAUCGACAUAAACCAAUGUGAUCCAGACACCAAUACGUUUAGUGCUUUGGAUGUAUUUCGGGGAACUCAUAGAUGUCCUGAAACAACAGAGUGUAGUUUUCUCCAAGGACUAGGGUUUAAAAGAGGAGCAUACCAGUGUGUUUGUAGUAAGGGAUACUUUUUCCCUGACACCAAUGCUGAAGUAAAAGCUUUUAGUGGUAAAGAUGUAGAAAAUUACUUAACUCUGUCGAAUACAACAGAUUUCACACAAUAUACAUGUCUCCCGUGUAAAGAGGGCUGUACUGAAUGUGUCGAUGACUCCCCAUGCUUGUAUGAGUUCCUGUUUGUGUUCAGGUUCCUGGCAAUUAAGACCGGAAGUCCUAUUUUCUUGUUGUUCAUGUGUGCUGGCGGUAUGUUAAUGUGUAGUACGGGAUUUUUUGCCUAUCCAAAAGCUUUAGAAUUUCUAUGUGUCAUACAAAAUUGGGUAUUUCAUAUAGGUUUCAACUUCAUGUAUGGCGCGUUAGUGGUUAAGACAUGGAGAAUAGCUGUAAUUUUCAGACCAACAAGUAAAUUGCAGAGAAUUAAUUUACCGGACAAAGAACUGUUAAAACGGUUUUUGCCAAUGAUGAUAUUUGUUAGUGUUUAUCUAUUAGCCUGGUCGAUAGCAGAGAAAGGGGAAACAGUAACCUUAGAAACUUCCAGUUUAUUAAAAUAUGACGUUUGUUUAAGUAGUUACUGGCUUUAUGCCAUUCAAUGCGCUGAAGUUUGUCUACUUUUGGUUGGUGUGUAUAUCUGUUACAUGGUGAGAAAAGCACCAGGUCAUUUCAACGAAAGUAAAUACAUAACAUGGGCAGUCUACAACGGAAUCAUUCUGGGAAGCUUUCUCUUGAUUCUAACACAUUUGAUUGGUCAUUCAUAUGGACCAGAUCUGCUGUAUCUCUUACAAGGUUUACAGAUUCAAGCAUUUGUAACAAUAACAUUGACAUUAAUUUUCAUUCCUAAGUUAUUAGCAUUAUACAAAAAAGAGGAUGUAAAGAGAGCCAACGAUACCUUCGCCACGGCUUACGCCAGCAAGUACAUCAGAACAAAUAAUAUUGAAAGUGCCUCUUCUAAGACAGUUAGUACACAGACUUAUGAAAACGUAACACCAGGCCCUAAGGAGAAAACGUUUUGGACGUCACUAACCAAGAUUUCUAAUAAUAGAGUAGAACCCAUCGUCGACCAUUUGUCUGUUCCAACAACAUGAUAACAACGAAAGUGAAACAAUCAUAAAAAUCAGUCUUAAGUGGUUAACAUCCAUAAUUGUCAAAUAGUUAAGAAAGUUCCCGAGUGCUCAUUAUCUGUGUUAUAACCACGAAGUAGUUGAACUUUUAUGAGUGGUACAUUUAAAUCAUAUUCCAAACUCAUAUAAAACCAUCUUAGUUUUACAACAUAUGGUAUAUAUAGGCAAAGAAAGGGUGUAUGAACACGUGUAAAUCCUGCCACAUUGUGUAACUGUAGGUGUCAGACCACCAAUUUUAAAUCCCUAUACAUUCAACCAAAUUUUGCAAUUUUUACAGCUUUCUUAAUAUUUUACCUUAACUUAAACUUCAUAGAAACCAGGUAUAUCCUGAAUUGUACAUGUAUCACCUUUCUACAUGCCAAUUUUCAACCCAUGUUUAAAGUCUUGUAAGAAAGAACUGCCUUUCGGAAGACAAGUACUAGUAAAAAUAACCCCUAGUUUUCUGGAAAUCAUAAUUUAGUAUAAUAUAGAGCGCAUUAAUCCUCAAGUUUUAAUGCAAACUCUUAGACAAGUAAAUUUUGUCUCAAAAUGGUCUAAAUAUAUUUCUCUUUCACCAAAAGUUUCAUUUCUGCAAAUUUGUGGGUUAGUUUAAGUAAACAAUAGCACUAUUUUGUGUCAGAGUAGGGCUACUUUUACCUACGUUCUAACUUGGAGGGAGUGAAUUGGUGGUCUGACACCUGUACCAAGUCAAACUAUCUUGACGAUGUGUUCUUCUUUGCUGUUUGUCUUAGUUUCUUUUUCGUUUAUUUUCUGUCGGAGGAAUCGGUUGUUGGUGGUUGAUGUGGAUUGUUUAAAUUGUGCUAUAUUUUUGACAUUUCUGUAAUCCAUUUUUGAUGAAUUUAGUAAUAUGUUGAAAUAUAUAUCAAAUAAAUAGAUUCAUGACAACGAG
Mytilus californianus (California mussel) is the source of this 2833-nucleotide messenger RNA. RefSeq names its product probable G-protein coupled receptor 158. Gene Ontology annotation, biological process: G protein-coupled receptor signaling pathway. The transcript is spliced from 12 exons. The record is from RefSeq and is a predicted model, not a curated record. Gene Ontology annotation, cellular component: membrane. Gene Ontology annotation, molecular function: G protein-coupled receptor activity. Bases 1 to 1908 code for a protein of 635 amino acids. Lineage: Eukaryota; Metazoa; Mollusca; Bivalvia; Mytilida; Mytilidae.